Molecule: messenger RNA, 1131 nt
Organism: Dicrocoelium dendriticum
Lineage: Eukaryota; Metazoa; Platyhelminthes; Trematoda; Plagiorchiida; Dicrocoeliidae
Source: the annotation of a GenBank genome assembly
AUGCUGGUCGCCGUUAACUUGUUCACUCUCCCCCCAUCCUCACUAUGCAUCAUACAUUUGCUAGCAAAUGGUUUAUGGAACGAUCUUCGCGAGGAUACGUCCCACUUCUCUGUUGCGGAGACUUUCACCUUCGCACACACACCAAAUUCUCCACGUGAUACCCCAGUUGCAAGGGAAUUGAACACAUUCCCUGUCCGACGUGAUUUGAUUCCGUGUUCACUCAAUCCUCACUCGGUUUCCAACCGCUUGACAAAAUCUCCCACUCUCUCCGAGGUGAAUCGGCGGUCCACAUGGCAGAGUCAACCUACUUCUGUUGAACCCAACGGGAAACCAGAACUUCAUCUUGAUGCUCUUUCGGAUACAUCAUUGAAAACGCCGAUCCAUUCACGUGUCAGCUCAGCGGAGCAUCGUACCACAAGUCCAAGUUCAUCAUCGCUUGAGAAAGAUCUUGUUGAGACUAACGGGGCGCAAAUCCAACCUGUUGGCACAUCGAAGAACAGCAACGUCAGCAGCAGCAGCAAACUACGUGACCCUCGUCCCUAUAAAUGCGGUACAUGCCAAAUCGGAUUCCGCGUCCCCGGUCAUUUGCACAAACACUAUCGCGCCAAAUCUCAUCUGGUAACUGUGCUGAACUCGCACAAACUGCCUCCAGACACAAUUGAUCACAUACGCCACAGCCGAAUUGGUGUGUCGCAGGUGAUCAAUCCAGACAAUGGCCAAUUGCGGUUGCGUUGCAUUGAACGUUUAAUGUCUGUCAAGCCCCCCAAUACGUUAAAUGCCGCUGGCUCUAACCAUGAGUUGCCCCACAGAGCCAAGUAGCGGUUGUCCAACUAGCAGCUGCUUAAAGUCUCAUGUAUAUAGUACACAUGUACAGCAAGAUCCCGUUAACUGUAGGUUGUGUUCCUGCACCGAUAAAUGUCUUGGACCACACUGAAUGAUUGUAUUCGUUCAUUUUUUGAACCACAUGAGUCGUCUCACUGUAUCCAUCCUCUGACGUAACAUUGUGAGUUUCGAGACGUCCGCAUGCUAGUAUGAGCCUUUCUGACGGUCAUAAACGUUCCUUGGUGUGUAUCAGAUUGUGGACUUCGUACUGAUCUACGACUGCCUGUUCUCUAUUGUACAUCGAUCGCU